Staurois parvus is the source of this 826-nucleotide messenger RNA. The record is from the annotation of a GenBank genome assembly. NCBI's taxonomy places the organism in Eukaryota, Metazoa, Chordata, Amphibia, Anura, Ranidae.
UCGGUGUCAUUACCCGGACCCCACCCCCCAUUGAUUUCUCCGUCACAUCCAACAACGCCACCAUCAAACCCGCCCUGCAGGCCAGAGUACUUGGUGUCAUUCUGGACUCCAACCUAUCCUUCCAGCCCCAAGUCCACUCUUUAACAAACUCGUGCAGACUCCACCUCCGCAACAUGCAGACUCCACCUCCGCAACAUGCAGACUCCACCUCCGCAACAUGCAGUCCACCUCCGCAACAUGCAGACUCCACCUCCGCAACAUGCAGACUCCACCUCCGCAACAUGCAGACUCCACCUCCGCAACAUGCAGACUCCACCUCCGCAACAUCGCCAAAAUCCGCACGUUCCUAACCCCAGACACCACUAAACAGCUCAUCCACUCCCUCAUCAUAUCACGACUCGACUGCAACUCCCUCCUCACUGGCCUGCCUCGCCGCUGGCUAUCCCCGCUUCAGUCCAUCCUGAAUACGGCUGCCAGACUCAUCCACCUUUCCAACCGCUCUGUCUCCGCCACCCCUCUCUGCCAAUCCCUCCACUGGCCCCCACUCAGUGUCCUCCACCCCCCUCUGCCAAUCCCUCUACUGGCCCCCACUCAGUGUCCUCCACCCCUCUCUGCCAAUCCCUCACUGGCCUCCAUUCAGUGUCCUCCACCCCUCUCUGCCAAUCCCUCCACUGGCCCCCACUCAGUGUCCUCCACCCCCCUCUGCCAAUCCCUCCACUGGCCUCCACUCAGUGUCCUCCACCCCUCUCUGCCAAUCCCUAUGGCCUCCACUCAGUGUCCUCCACCCCUCUCUGCCAAUCCCUCCACUGGCUUCUGAUUGCCCAAC